Messenger RNA from Scatophagus argus, 2093 nucleotides. It is a transcript of the gene scn4bb, whose product is annotated as sodium channel, voltage-gated, type IV, beta b. Bases 642 to 1337 code for a protein of 231 amino acids. The transcript is spliced from 6 exons. Lineage: Eukaryota; Metazoa; Chordata; Actinopteri; Scatophagidae. Gene Ontology annotation, biological process: regulation of sodium ion transmembrane transporter activity; regulation of ventricular cardiac muscle cell membrane repolarization; cardiac muscle cell action potential involved in contraction. Gene Ontology annotation, molecular function: sodium channel regulator activity; transmembrane transporter binding. Gene Ontology annotation, cellular component: voltage-gated sodium channel complex; membrane. The record is from RefSeq and is a predicted model, not a curated record.
AGAGAGAUGAGGGAAGAGAGUGAGAGAGAGAGAAAGAGGUGGCAUGUAGCCAACAGAGAGGACAGGGAAAAGUUGUGAGAUAACCAGAGGGACGGGCAGGGAGAAGAAUCUGCUUCACUGGGGCUCUGCUGAAGAGAAUGAGCUCAGCAGCUAUUCCCCCCUGUCAGUCUGUCUCUCUAUGUCUCUGUCUGUCUUUGCAUUUGUCUCCCCCCUCUCCUCUCUAACUGUCUCUCGUCCUGGCUGGCUGCUAUGUGGCUGUCUCUGCAGUGAAAGUGCUGGCUGGCGGAUUCUCCUUGAGUGAACCCUGCCUGUGCGCAGUGAACGUUUGCCGCUCAGCCGCUGUCCUGUCCACACUGACUCAGCUGUGCAAGCAGCCUGCCGGCCUCUAGCUGAGCACCGGCUGCAGCAAGCAGUCUCUUCUACAGGAGAGCUGUGGGGGCUGGCAGGCAGGCUCACGACCCCGGGGACUGCUGUAGGCGCAACAUUGGGACGUGCCUUAUUUGGGGUCCAGACACCCAGAUAGCAGCUUCCCGGUUUAAUCCAGUAUAGCAGAGGGGACGAGCUGUGCUAAAGGAUAUUCUACUAGCUAUCCCAAAUCUGGACUAGAUCCUGCAGCAGUAUUUGGAGGACAUCUGGCUGCCAUGGAGGUCCAGUGGGUUGGGGUUGAACCCCCGAGGCUGGGCCCUCCGCACACAGCUGUCGGGCUGAUAUUCUCUGUGCUGCUUGGUAUGUGGUCAGCUCAGGCCUUGGAGAUGUCCGUGGGGAAGAUUCCCUUCCUGGAGGCAGUGAACGGCAGCACAGUGAUGUUACCUUGCACAUACUCCAGCUGUAUUGGUAUCAAGAACCUCUACUUCAGCUGGCAAUUCAACAACAACGGCACCAUGCAGAGGGUGUGUGACUCAGUGAUACCUUCAGAGGGGGUGGUGCCACAUGUGAAGAUAUAUCGAGAGCGGGUGGAGUUUGUGGGGAAAAACGAUAACAACAACAUCUCCAUCUUGCUGUGGAACAUCACCUUUGAGGACGGAGGCCAGUACACUUGUUUUGGACGCAACCCCAAAGAGAAGGGCAAGAACCACAGCGCCAUCUUCAACCUCAUUGUGGUGGACGAGUUGAGGGUGGUGGACAACACUCUGGCCACCAUGAUAGCCUCAGCUGUGGGCGGAGCCAUCGCAUUGAUAAUGGGCUUCAUGCUGCUCAAGAACUUCACUCUCUUUGUUCUUUCCAAGCUUGAGGAGAAAAAUAAGGAGUGCCUUGUAACUUCAUCAGGGAUCGACAACACAGAAAACGGCCUCUCAGGAUCCAAAGCUGAUUCAAAACCAACACCAAAAAAGAAAUGAGAUAGUGCAUGUGUGCAUAUUUAUGUACUCACAUUUAUGUAACUUCUUUGCAUAUAUUUGUAUAUGCACUUGUGCACACAUUCAAAUUCAUUAUUUUCACGUUGGGAUCUUAAAAACUCUGCCUGGCUGUGGCCUACAAAGGGGAAUAUGCACAUGUGCACGCAUUGCUACCACUUGCGCAUGGAACUGUGCAGAUGAUAUACACCUAAAGCAGUCAUGAGUACACACGUUAUUUUAAAUGUGCACACAAUUCAGUCAUUUACAUCUGAACUAUAAUUGGAAUUACCAGAGACAAUCUACUUUUGGUUAUUUAGAAUGAAUCUUUUAAUUUUUAUAUAUUAUUAUAUAUUUAUUUCCAAAUUUCUACCUGGUCUGAAAUUUACCUUUAAGAUUUGGUAACUGGGUAUGAUACAAUUUAAACAUUUUGUUCAUCUAGUCCUUUUAUGAAAUUAUGAAAUGUAGCCUGAUAGAUCAAACUGUGGUAGAAAACAUGCUGCCCUGGCAACAGCAGUGAUGAAAUGUGCAGCAUUAAUGGUCACAGCACUCUGAAUCAAAAAAGAAAUAAUCUGGAACUUGCAAGCUUCAUUUCCAACCCAUCAGUUCCUCACUUCAUUCAGUAGGCCCUUUAAAAUAAAUAUGUGGUCUUGACUCCCUGUGACAAAGUCAUCAACUGGCAUAUUUAGUAGAAUGAAAGUUAACCUGUCCAUCAACAUUGUAUUUUCUGGUUUAGUGUUUGUGCUUUGAACAUGAGAUGAA